Messenger RNA from Schizosaccharomyces osmophilus, 531 nucleotides. RefSeq names its product peptidyl-prolyl cis-trans isomerase Pin1 (gene pin1). The record is from RefSeq and is a predicted model, not a curated record. The transcript is spliced from 2 exons. Gene Ontology annotation, molecular function: protein binding; peptidyl-prolyl cis-trans isomerase activity. NCBI's taxonomy places the organism in Eukaryota, Fungi, Ascomycota, Schizosaccharomycetes, Schizosaccharomycetales, Schizosaccharomycetaceae. The coding region runs from base 1 to 531 and encodes 176 amino acids. Gene Ontology annotation, cellular component: cytosol; nucleus.
AUGUCAAGCACCGGAUUGCCUGAGCCUUGGAUUCUAAAAAUUUCACGAUCAAGGAAUCGUCCUUAUUUCUUUAACCCGCAAACCCAAGAAUCUUUAUGGGAGGCUCCGCCGUCUACGAACAUGGAUGCUUUGCGCCAGUUUAUGGACAGAGAGUUCACUGUCCCAAAAACGACAGGUUUAGAAGCACCCUCUUCUCCAAAAGUCCGUGUUAGUCAUUUACUAGUGAAGCACAGGGAAAGUCGUCGACCUAGUUCUUGGAGAGAGGAACAUAUCACCCGCAGCAAGGAAGAAGCUUGGAACCGAAUCCACUAUUUCCUCAAUCUGAUCAAAGAGGGUACCAUCAACGUCAACGACCUUGCUGCUAAAGAAUCAGAUUGCAGCUCGGCUCGCCGGGGAGGUGAUUUGGGAUUUUUUGGAAGAAACGAAAUGCAAAAACCGUUUGAGGAUGCCGCUUUUGCUCUACAACCAGGAGAAUUGAGUCCAGUCGUUGAAACAAACAGUGGUUUUCAUUUGAUUCAACGUACAGCUUAA